AUGCCGGAUGCCAGGGAUGCACCAAUGUCUGAGGACAGGCGCGAGAACGAGACCUCGAGAUACGAUGAGUUGCUACGCGCAACGUGUAGGCCCUUCAGUCAGAUCAGCGCUACCAAACCCGAAAAGUCACCAGAUUCCGUCCUCACUAGUCUCGCUCAGUUAGCAACUUGUCAGACCAACACUGAGCGCUCAUUUGUAUCUCUAUUCGAUGAGGUGAGGCAGUACAUAGUCGCCGAAGCAACACCCUCCACGUCGCUACUAAACAGCUCAUCCAACGGCGACGAUGAUCUCUUGCUCUGCGGGACGUACAUCCCCCGUGCCGACGGGGCCUGUCACUAUGCUUUACGCGCUACAGAGGAGGCUCUGAAUGCAUCUUCCUCGCAAGAGCUGCCGGUAAUCGUUGUUCAAGACUUGGCUGUAGACCCGAGAUUUGCUGCGAGUCCAAAUUGUCGUCCAGGCAGCUUCGCCAGGUUCUACGCCUCUGUACCAAUACGGUCUCCUCGGGGCAUCAACAUCGGUGUCUUGUGCGUCAUGAGCUCUACGCCUGGCGGUGACUGGGAAGAUAAACACUCAAAUUUCAUGCGAGGAUUGUCGCAGACAAUCAUGGAUCAUCUCGAGGGUAACCGAAUCAAGCAUUCACUAAAACGCAGCAUGGCGAUGAGCCUUGGGCUCCAGAGAUUCACUGAGAGGGGGUUGAACUCACCAGUUCAGAAAUCGCCUCUUAGCUCGGAACUUCAUCCAAACGAAACCCCAACGCAACGCGAUAUUGACACUAUCUCCUCCACACAAUCUGUUCCCUUGGAGAACCCGAAAAACCAACACAAGGAUCACACGUCCUCGAAUCCAUUUCUCAUCGCCGCCACCAUCGUCAAAGAAGCUCUCCCUGCUGAUGACUGCGCCUUUUUCAGCGGAGACUCUCUGGACCUUCAUUUGGUCCGCUCACCAGAAACAGAAACUCAGUACGACUUCUCCCUCGAUGCCUCUUGCCUAAGUCCAGGCGUCUACAGCAGUGCAAGCGCCGAUGAUACUCCCACUGCCGCCAAAUUCCAACCCUCCUGUCAAUUGCUUGGAUCCUCCAAUACCCUCGGCUCCACAGAGGACGCCAACAACAUUUCACAAGUAUUUCUAUCCCACAUGCUUCAACAAUAUCCGGAAGGCUACAUAUUCGAUUUUGAUACACAAGGGUCAUUCACUCAUGAUAUGAAACCCGUUGCUCCAGCAGCAGAAGAACAACCGUCAUCGCCGAUCGCCUUUUCGAGAAACGAACAACAUAGCUACGAACAACGGGAACUGCAAAGGGCUUUCAACGGAGCCCGAUAUGUAGCAUUCAUACCUAUUUGGGACCCUCUGAAGGGCAUGAUUUCCAUCGGCGGCUUUGCGUGGUCAAAAGCACCACGGCGUGAAUCCGACAGAGACAGCGAACUGCCGUUCUUCAGGGCCCUCGGAAUAUUGGCAGCAUCCGAGGCAUUCCAAAUAGAAACACUGGCAGCCGACAAGGCCAAGUCAGACGUUCUGGGCUCGAUAUCUCACGAACUGCGCUCUCCACUUCACGGAAUCACGCUUGGCCUUGAACUGCUAAACGACUCUGGCUUAGGUGCGGCACAGCAAAACAUAGCUCACUUGAUCGGCACAUGCUGCCGUACUCUCCUUGACACAACAGAACAUCUGCUCGAUUUCACGAAGGUGAAUCAAUUAGGGCGGUCAGAUACGAUAAUCGACGACCGCUCAGAGAAAUCCACGACCAGCACUGCGCCCUCAAACCGGGAGCAGAUCAUGGAUAAAACUGUUCAUCUGGACCAGAUUGCUGAGGAUGUAGUAGAGAGCGUUUAUGCCGGUCAUAGCUACCAGAAUGCGUCGAUCGCCCACAUCUUCAGCCCUUCCAACAGCCGAACGAGUGCCUACGUCAGCGCUAUUCGACGAAUGGACUCUAUAGAGGCCGCAGAGGCAAAAGCCAUCGACCAGAGAAACCGGCAAGAGGAUGGCGUCGUUUCCGUGUUUUUACUCUACGAUCCAACGAUGUCCUGGAGCUUCCAAACGCGGGCCGGUGCGAUCCGCCGAAUUAUUAUGAACCUAUUUGGAAACUCACUCAAGUACACGUCUCAAGGCUUCAUCAAGAUCACAAUGACUCAAUCGCAACCAGAAGAUGCAAGAAGUGGAGAACGCAUGAUUGAAUUGGUGGUUGAAGAUACGGGUCGAGGAAUCAGUGAAGACUUUCUUCGCAAUAACAUCUUCAAGCCAUUCUCCCAAGAGGACCAACUAUCUACCGGGACGGGGCUGGGGCUCAGUUUCGUGCAGAGGAUGACAUACCAGCUUGGCGGCACAAUAUCCAUCAGUAGCCAAGUCGACGUUGGCACCAAAGUCACAGUGUCGAUACCCAUGCUGCAAGGCACAAGCUCACGGUCUGAAAUCGGGCUCUACACACAAAGCACAUGCCACGGUCUUCGAGCUAGACUCACCGAUCUGCCUCCAAGUCACGGCGUCGCUCUUCAGCAUGAGUCUAUGACUUUCCAAGCCUUGAUGAAAGAGCUAUGCUUUGAACAUCUAGGUAUGGUAUCAGACGCGCUAUCAGAGAUGGAGCGACUAGCUCCAGAUGUGGUUGUCGUUCAGGACAGCUCAACGAACAAUAUUUCAGAACUAGCGCCGUCGUGGCCCGACGCCCCAGUGCUGGUGGUUUGUAACAACGCACUUGUUGUUCAAAGACACGGUAUCAUGUAG
Fusarium subglutinans is the source of this 2715-nucleotide messenger RNA. Its product is annotated as histidine kinase M2BTp. Gene Ontology annotation, biological process: signal transduction; phosphorylation. Gene Ontology annotation, molecular function: phosphorelay sensor kinase activity. The transcript has 3 exons. NCBI's taxonomy places the organism in Eukaryota, Fungi, Ascomycota, Sordariomycetes, Hypocreales, Nectriaceae. The record is from RefSeq and is a predicted model, not a curated record. Bases 1 to 2715 code for a protein of 904 amino acids.